UAUAUUCCAAAAUUUUAGAAAAUUAAGUUUAACAUAUUAUAAUUUAGAUCCUGUAUAUUUUAUAACAACACCAGAUUUAACAUGGAAUUGUGGUUUAAAAAUGACAAAAAUCCAAUUAGAAUUAUUUAAUGAUCUCAAUAUGUACUUGUUUAUUGAAAAUGGAAUUAGAGGUGGAAUAAGUUUGGCGGGUAAAAGAUAUGCAAAAGCAAAUAAUCCAUUAAUACCUGAAACUUAUGAUAAAAAUCAACCUCAUAAUUAUAUUCUGUCCAUAGAUGCAAAUAAUCUUUAUGGGUUUGUAAUGAGUGCAUAUUUACCUGUAAAUAAUUUUAGAUGGUUGUCCAAAGAUGAAAUAAAUGCUUUAGACAUAUGUAAUAUAUCAGAUGAAAAUGACAUCGGAUAUAUCUUAGAAGUAGAUCUAAAAUAUCCGGAAAGUAUUCACGAUAGACAUAAUGAUUUACCACUUGCUACUGAGCAUACUAAUAUCCCGUAUGAUUUAUUAUCUAAUUAUCAAAAAACUAUAUUACGUAAAUUAAAUUUAAAAUAUACUAAUACUAAUAAAAAAUUGGUUCCAACUCUUUUUGAUAAAGAAAAUUAUGUAAUUCAUUAUAGAAAUUUAAAAUUUUAUCUAGAUGAAGGUUUGAUAGUAACUAAAAUUCAUAGAGUACUAGCAUUUUGUCAAAGUGCAUGGCUUAAAAAUUAUAUAGUAUUUAAUAAUAAAAAAAGACAAGAAUCGACUAACGAUUUUGACAAAUCAUUUUUUAAAUUAAUGAAUAAUAGUUUUUUCGGAAAAACAUGUCAAAAUGUAAGAAAGCGUAUUAACUUAAAAGCAGCUAUGACAUUAAAUCAAUAUCGCCAAUAUCUAUCUAAACCAUCUGUAGAACAAUUUCAAAUUAUAAACGAUAAUCUCGCAAUUUUUAAAAUGAAGAAACCUAAUUUAUGUUUAGACAAACCUAUUUNAAUAUCGCCAAUAUCUAUCUAA
This is a messenger RNA of Centruroides sculpturatus (bark scorpion), 979 nucleotides long. RefSeq lists its product as uncharacterized. The record is from RefSeq and is a predicted model, not a curated record. The coding region runs from base 101 to 979 and encodes 292 amino acids. Lineage: Eukaryota; Metazoa; Arthropoda; Arachnida; Scorpiones; Buthidae. The transcript has a single exon.